This is a messenger RNA of Physcomitrium patens, 2486 nucleotides long. Its product is annotated as SWR1-complex protein 4. Lineage: Eukaryota; Viridiplantae; Streptophyta; Bryopsida; Funariales; Funariaceae. Gene Ontology annotation, cellular component: NuA4 histone acetyltransferase complex; Swr1 complex; nucleus. Gene Ontology annotation, molecular function: transcription corepressor activity. Gene Ontology annotation, biological process: DNA repair; chromatin remodeling; negative regulation of transcription by RNA polymerase II. The record is from RefSeq and is a predicted model, not a curated record.
CUGAAGCUUCUCGCUGUCGCUCUCUCUCACCGGGGCGCGUUUCCUCGCAAUCUCUGUGUUUGAAGCACGCAAGUAAUCAAUCAAUCGAUCGAGCGAGCAAGUAAGCAAGCGAUCGAGCAAUUGAGCAAGGCAGAUUCAGUGUGCCGGAAACCUGCAUUUGUGUGUGUGCGUGUGUGUGUGAGUGAGUGUGUGUUUCCUCAUCUCGUGCUGUUUCGGUCGGGCUGCGGAGCAGUGUGCGUGCAAGCCUUGCGGUGUGGAGUGUGGGACGCUGUGUGUGCACCCGAUGGCGUCGAUCGGAAGGUCACAAUCGAGGUCGGGAUUAUCCUCCAAGCGUCGUCUCCAUCAGCUCUUGGAGCUUACGACGGGUUGGAAGCAGUGCAGCGGAACUUGAGUCCGAAAUUUCUCUCUGUUUGCCGGAUCAGGACAACGUGUAAGGGAGAUACUUUUUCAGUGCCUUGUUGCCAUGCGGAGGAGGCUUCCUUUGCUGUAGUUUGUCUUGAUCGAUUUAGCAUUGUGCGUGCGGUGGCUGGGGAAAGCAGCUUGAGGGAUUGUUGGCAGCGCCAUGGGGGAUGCUAUGGAUAUAUUAGGGUUGAUGAAACUCGGCGAUAGGGGGAGUGUUGAGAGUCGGAAAACGCCCAAGGAUGUGGUCAAGAAGCCGGAUGGUGUUCAUAGGGAGGUAUAUGCUCUCACUGGCGGUUUACCGCCUAUUAUGCCAACAUUGGAUCCAGCGUCCACAAAGAAGCGUCCUGCACCUACGAAAAAGAUAUCUUGGCAAUGGCUCUCCUUCUCGACUACAGCUCGGACGGACAAUCUGCAACUGUAUCAUUGGGUCCAAGUUAUGGAUGGCUUGCAACCCUCUGGAGAUUAUGCAUUCGCCAAGUACAACAAGGGUGUGAAUGGCGUUCGCUAUACGGAUGAGGAGUAUAAUCAGUUGCUUGUUGAUCCGAAUUGGAGCAGAGAAGAGACAGAUCGGCUUUUUGACAUGUGUGAGCAGUUCGAUUUAAGAUUUAUCAUCAUAGCGGAUCGCUUUAGUUCUCCGUGUACUAUCGAGGAGUUAAAACACAGAUAUUAUUCGGCUGCCAAAUCUAUAAUACAGGCCAGGGCCGGUCCUAACGAUGAUCUAAGCGAGCAUGCCUUCUUUAAGGAUUCCUACAAUGUUAGUCAUGAAGUGGAACGAAAGAAAGCAUUAAACAUUAUUCUUUCUCAGUCACGGCAGCAGGAUCGCGAGAACUCCGUGGUUAUCGCAGAAGCCAGGCGUAUUACAGAGACUCGUUUAAAAGCCAAGGAUAUAGAAGAGGCGCAAGUUUCAACGAGACCUGCACGUCACGUGGAUACAACACCUACAAGUCCUACUUUUUCGUCGACAACUGGCGAUAUUUCAUUUUUACCUGUUCCUGUUACUGUUGCGUGUACAACUUCUGUACAAGUGACUCCUGUACACAUAUCUUCGUCGGCCCCUCCUUCAACUCCUGUUCUAACACCUGCGCCUGCUUCUGGUUCUGCUGCCCCUCCUUCAGUUGGACCACGACCGCCACGAGUGUACUUGAGAGGAGCAUGGUUGACUCAACAAAUUCAUUUUGUGGUUUCACCUUCUGGCGUGAGAACUGCGAAGCGCGUGGAUCAGAUACUUGAGGAGUAUAGGGUACAAUCCAAACCCAAUGUUCCAACGGCGACAGUUUGUGCUGAGCAUUUAGAGCUUCGAAGGGAACUUCUCAAUCUACUACAAUUGCAGAAACAGGUACAAUAUAAAGAAACCGAGCUUGCUAUAUUGCGGGAUAAUCCCUGUGCAGGAAGCUCUGCUACUCCAAACACCCCAAAGAGAUUCCACCGUGGACUUGAAAAUGAACGUGUUUCAACACGUGCGACUCCCGCCGCUGCAGAAUCGGAGGAUUUUCCUGGAAGUGGUGAACGUGUAACUAAACGUGAAUACAAGCGAAAGGCUCUAGCUAGGUUUCAGGAAACACCGACAUCACCACCCUACCACAAACGUGGACGUAAACUGAAAGGUUCAGAGAGUUGAUACUAUGGCGAAUCAAGGAAACCGUAUAUAAUGUAUCUUUGGAUCCCCCAUUGAUACUUGUACAAAGAGUUUCAUUCCCAGAAGAUGUAGGAUUCAAUCCAGGUUUUAGGAGUUCGAUUAUUGAUGUCGCUAGCCUUGCAUUCACGGUGAUGUAGAUGACACGACAGUUGAAUUGCUCCAUGGUCUCGACAGAAGGAAGUUUCCGAAGGUGUGUUGGUUGGUGGUAGGUCUUAGGCUGCAGUUACUGCAUAUGAAAAUCAGACGCCUUCAAAGCUCUUAAGUUAUUUCUCAAGUUUCCUAGCAAGUAUCAUAUCUAUCCUCAUUUGUUUGUUAGCAGAUGUUAUUGGAACGAACAGUAGAUACAGGAAUCCAGUUUCUGCUGCGACUCAUGCCGGUCUUAUUCUUGGAGUUGUACUUUGAUGUGUUCUAAAUGGUGCGUAACUUGGAUGUGAUCUAUCUUGUGAAA